Messenger RNA from Motacilla alba alba, 3827 nucleotides. RefSeq names its product sorting nexin 20 (gene SNX20). Gene Ontology annotation, biological process: protein transport. Gene Ontology annotation, molecular function: phosphatidylinositol phosphate binding. Lineage: Eukaryota; Metazoa; Chordata; Aves; Passeriformes; Motacillidae. Bases 190 to 1176 code for a protein of 328 amino acids. The record is from RefSeq and is a predicted model, not a curated record. The transcript is spliced from 4 exons. Gene Ontology annotation, cellular component: early endosome membrane.
AUGGCACGGGGAAGUGCGAUCUAAUCGAGGCUUCCUUCCUUUUUGUAAGACCCAGAAUGUGCCCGCUAGAAGAAGGCACGGACAUCUUUUCCUGCGUUUUGGGAAGGCCAGGCGGGCUGUGCGUGCCUCGCUCGGAGCUCAGGUGUGCCGAGAGUGAAAGAACUCCGCGAUUUCCAGUGAUAGCAAGCAAUGGACCAAGAUUCACACUGCGCAGCAGAAAGGGAACUGUUGGAAGCUGUAAGCAGAAUUACUACUUCUUCUACCACAAGUCCAUCUGAUGAAGAAGAAAAUCAGCCCAAAGCUGAACUUUCAUGUCAAGUGAGAAAAGAAAACCCAGAAAAAGAUGGCACACAAGAUUCCAGUGGAACCCUAAGUCCCAACUCUUCGAUGACCACUAAGGAGCUUCAGGAAUACUGGAGGAAUGAAAAACGCCAGUGCAAACAAAUCAAACUCCUUUUUGAAAUCCCAUCAACCAGAAUUGUAGAGCACCACUUAUCUAAAUAUGUGAUGUAUAAAAUCAUCAUUUUGCAAACAGGGAGUUUUGACAGCAACAAGUCUGUAAUUGAGCGGCGUUAUUCAGAUUUUGAGAAACUGCACAGAAAUCUGCUGGAAGAAUUUAGCGAAGAACUGGAAGAUGUAACCUUUCCCAAGAAAACUCUAACAGGAAACUUCACAGAAGAGAUAAUCAAUGAAAGAAAAUUAGCCUUCAAGGACUACCUGAGACUCCUAUAUUCUAUGAAAUACAUCAGAAGAUCAAAAAAAUUUAUUGACUUCUUAACAAGGCCAGAGCUUCAGGAAGCCUAUGGUUGCCUGCGGGGUGGCCAGUACACCAAAGCUUUGGAAAUCCUUUUAGAAGUCAUUGGGCUGCAGGAAAGGCUGACGAGAGGGAACCCUUUUGCAAUUGUCCCUACUCUCUGUGCCAUCGUGGUGUGCCACAAGGACCUGGAAAACCCAGCAAGUGCCUAUGAAUAUGGAGAAAAAGCUCUGUCACGCCUUUGUGUGCAUACCAGCCACAGGUAUUAUAUGCCGCUGUUAGAAACAAUGAUCGCUCUGGCAUAUGAACUUGGCAAGGAUUUUCUGUCUUUGCAAGAAAAACUGGAAGAAUGGAAGACAAAGAAAGAUCCCAUCCGGGUUUUUACCCUGAAAGAGCUUGCAGUUCGGGAGUACGUACGGUGAACACAAGAAAAAAUUAAUGAAAGAGCAAACUCUUGAAAGGAUGAGAACUGGAAAUUACCUGAUUGGGUUGCAUAACAUUGUAUUGAUAGGAAAAAAAUUAAAUAUCCUCCAUGUUCAAAGGGACAUUAACAUCUCUGUUGGAAUAUAUAAACUCUACUGUACAGAUAGGAGGAGUUCCCAAGGAGCACUUUAAGGUUUCUUGAAGGAAAUGUGCAAGAAAAUAAUCAUUUAUGAUUUGGUUAUUUUGAACAUAGCUUAUUUUGUGUGAAAAGUCAGAAUAAGAAAAUACAAUUAAUAAAGCACUUGAAUAUCUGAAGAAUCAGAGGCAUUACUUGUUCAUGUGGAAACAAUCUCCUUUCAAGAAGAAAAAUACCUUCUCAUUAGAUGCAAGCUGAAGGGUAAUCCUCAGACACUGAAUGUAGGUUUUUACUCCUCCAGCUGAGGCCUGGUCGAAUGGCACUUUGCUGGUUCUGAGGAUGAUGGGGUUGGUCCUGUUCCCACUGAAUUCAGCUGCUGUAGGCAGGAGGAGAGGGAAGGUUUACAAUCACCUUGGGUGGGAGCAAAAAAUACAAGUGAUGGUCAUUCCAUCACAGAUGAGGGAAUACACUUCAUCUCCCUUUUGGAACUAGCAGUUUUUUGACUUUCUGCAGUGAAGGCACAUUCUUGUUUGCUUGCCUGCCUUGGUAAUUUCCCUCCACUUUAAGGUCUCUCCCAUACACUUAUUUUAACAAUCUGGUAAAUUAAUUCUCAUAAAUAUUGUAAUUGGGUUGUCAUUAUCUAGCAUGGGUCAUUAUUCUUGGCUGAACAUAGUCCACUGAGUACUUUCAGCCCUGUACUUCUGUUACAGAUACUACCUGCACCACAAUGACAUUAGGACAUAAUUAGGAAUAACUGUAUUAAUUUAUCUCCCCAAGACAUAAAAGAUUCAGCUAAUUGGAAGUGCACUGAAGCUGAAAAACUUUGUUAAGAAUUGUUACAAGAAGGAUAUUUUGAAAAAAAUACAGAAUAAUAGGACUGUCUAGGGUGGAAAGUUAAUAUUUUAAGUAGCUAUUAACAGCUAGGCAUUAAACACAAAAUACAUGGAUUAUUUGUUAUUUGACAAUUACUAUUUUUUUGCUAGUUAUACAGAAGUAAUAGAAUUAAGAGUAAUUAAUUAAAAGACUUAAGGGCUAAUCUUCCCACAACAUAGCAAAUUGCAGGACAGUUAAAACGGAUCAAAGGUAGCACCUUCUUAGAGGAUGUGUGUAUCAGUAACAAAGCAGUGAAGAAAAAAGCAUGUCUGGGGUCUGCAUCACACUCAGGCAGUUUCAGGUUCAGGCAGAAAGGAAGCAUGGCCUUCACACUGCCAUGUGAAGAAACAAAAGAAUUGGAAAAAAUUAUUUCCUCCUUUUUGCCCUCUCCCAUCCUUGUGGGCAGCAUCCCAGGCACAGUUUUCUUGGAUUCUCCUCCAUUUUCUAUGGGAUGUCCAUGAAUAUCUACCUGCCUCUUUAAAGGCAUGUGAGAGCUGCCUGCUUGAGAUUAGCCUCAGUUUGGUGUCCUUGCUGGUAGUUGCCAAGGAGUUCAGAUUGGUGAUGCACAGAAAGGGCACUCCCAAGUGCAGUCUUAUUUUAGAAUCGGGUGUUUUUUUCCUUAUAAACUAGAGAAGUUACAAAAUUAUCUCAAUAUAUUUACUUUUGUUGUAAUGCAGUAGUGAGACAAGCUGGCUGAUCAGCCCCACAGACAAUCAGCCAAUUCUGAUUUCUUAUCUGUAGAACCUCAGAGUGGUUGGACCUGCCAAAAAAGUUCUCCUUCCUUUUACACGCAUUUCAACUUCCACAUAUUCUUUUUUAGUUGAUUUUUACAGCAAAGUGAGUUACAUGUUAUUACAUGUAACAGAAGUUACAUGUUUUUAAACUGAAAGGGAAUGGCACUCCUGCUCCCAUACUGUCUUCCACUGGUAAGAAGUCUGCAAGGACCAGGUUCCUUCUGCCUGUACAUGGCUUUAUCUUCCACAGUCAAAAAUCUGUAGGCAGGUAGGACAGAUUUCCUGCAGGCAGGCAGACAAGAUUAGCAUCUCUCCCAUUACCUUUGCAGCAAUAAGCAGUGUUGCUGUAUUGUCCUGGCCUUUCCAUCAGAUGUAUAACAAUGGAAUGGAUGCUCCACACCAGCCACCUCAUCUUAGUUUUCCUCUGAAGAAUGCUUUGAGAAUGGCUCAAAAGAGAAAUAGCUACCAUUUUCAUGCACAUCUACCUGCCUUGCUUACCUGUGGCCUCCUUCCACCCCUGCUGAGAAGCCACUGGAGAAGCCAUGGCUGAAAUGUUUGUGCUGUCCCCAGAGCACACAUCUCACCCCUCCAGGUGCCAGCUCAACGAAAGGGAAAAGGAUCCAUGAGAUCUGCAUCCGUGAGACUGUUUUGGAAGAAGAAAACUUUGUCACUGCAAGAGCAUAAUGUAAAUUAACUAAACAUGUGGUUCCUGCUUCCCCACAUCCAUUUUACUUCCACUCUUCCCUGCUGUACAGUAUUUGCAUGAUAAAAGUAUGUUUUAUAAAUAAAUCCAUUUCAUCCUUUUCCUGGGUCCCCAAACAAUGUGUCCUUUUUUACAAAAUAUUUCUUCAGUUUCAUGAAAUAGAUAAAAGCAAACAUUUGCUGGCUUUUGUCCCGUUUGCAUCAC